ACACUGAGUAAAAAGCUCAGCAUCAUCCAGUCCUCUUUAUUCCUCUUUAUUCUUUUAUUCCUCUUUUAUUCUUUUUAGCUUCCUACACGACUGAGAUCAGGAUGGAGUUUUACUGCUUGCAUGGAGAAAACCUUUACACAUUCCUCUCUGUUUAAUUCCAUCAUUAAACCCUCAGCUGUUUGGAUUUAAUCCUUCAUCCUUAAGCAUCAGCACUGAACUGAAGAUGAGUGAUAUCUACGAGUCGGCCGCCACCUCGCUGGGGCUCUUUAACAGUCCCUGUCUGACUAAAGUGGAGCUGCGUGUGACGUGUAAAGGAAUCUCAGACCGGGACGCUCUGUCCAAACCUGACCCCUGCAUCCUGCUGAAGAUGCAAUCUCACGGCCAGUGGAUCGAGGUGGACAGAACGGAGGUGAUCCGGAGCUCCAUCAAUCCCACAUUCUCCAAAGUCUUCACCCUCGACUAUUACUUCGAGGAGGUGCAGCGUCUCCGUUACGAGCUCUACGAUAUCAGCAACAGCCACAACGACACCAAGGAGGCCGACUGCCUGGGGGCCAUGGAGUGUACACUGGGACAGAUUGUGUCCCAGAGAAAGCUGUGUAAAGCUCUGCUGAAACACAGCAACACCGUGGGCAAGUCCAGCAUCAUGGUUACAGCGGAGGAACUGACGGGGAAUAACGACUAUGUUGAGCUGUCAUUCAGCGCCAGGAAACUGGAUGAUAAAGACUUUUUCAGCAAAUCAGAUCCGUUUUUGGAGAUUUACAGAGUGAACGAUGACGAAACACAGCAGCUGGUGUACAGGACAGAGACGGUAAUGAACAAUCUGAACCCUGUGUGGAAGACCUUCAAAACCUCGCUGAACUGCCUGUGCAGUGGAGAUCAUGACAGGAUACUAAAGUGCUCUGUGUGGGACUGGGACUCGAACGGCAAACACGACUUCAUCGGCGAGUUUAAAGCCACAUUUAAAGAAAUGCGUGGAGCCAUCGAUGGCAAGCAGGUGCAGUGGGAGUGCAUAAACCCCAAAUAUAAAAUCAAGAAGAAGAAUUACAGGAACUCUGGGAUUGUCAUUCUGAAUCAGUGUAAGAUUAUAAAGAUGCACUCCUUCCUUGACUACAUCAUGGGCGGAUGCCAGAUCCAGUUUACAGUUGCUAUUGAUUUCACGGCGUCUAACGGAGACCCACGGAACAGCUGCUCUUUACACUACAUCCACCCGUACCAGCCUAAUGAGUACCUGAAAGCACUGGUGGCUGUCGGAGAGAUCUGCCAGGAUUACGACAGUGAUAAAAUGUUUCCUGCAUUCGGUUUCGGAGCUCGGAUUCCUCCAGACUUUAAGGUGUCACAUGACUUUGCUGUGAACUUUAACGAGGAUAAUCCUGAAUGCGUAGGUAUCCAGGGUGUAGUAGAUGCCUAUCAAAACUGCCUCCCUAAGAUCCAGCUGUACGGCCCAACCAACAUCGCCCCCAUUAUACUGAAAGUGGCGCAAUCCGCCUCAGAGGAACUGCAUGUCCGUCAGGCCAUGCAGUACUUUAUCCUCUUGAUCCUGACUGAUGGUGUGAUCACAGACAUGGCUGACACACGAGAUGCCAUCGUUCACGCGUCUCACCUGCCCAUGUCCAUCAUCAUCGUGGGUGUAGGGAACGCAGACUUCACCGACAUGCAGAUUCUGGACGGAGACGACGGGAUUCUGCGCUCACCCAAAGGAGAACCGGUCCUGAGGGACAUCGUCCAGUUCGUCCCCUUCCGCAACUUCAAACACGCGUCACCUGCAGCGUUGGCCAAAACUGUUUUAGCCGAAGUGCCCAACCAGGUGGUGGAUUAUUACAACAGCAAGAGCAUCAAACCUAAAUGCCCCAGCGAGUUCGAGUCUUCCAGGACGUUUAGCCGCUGAACUCUGACUGCGAUCUGACUAGGAUCUGAUUAGGAUCUGAUUAGGAUCUGAUUAGGAGCUGAUUACCAUCAGCACGUCUGUCUCAGUCUGUCACUCGUAUUUUUGCAUGUGUGGAUGGUUGUAGGCUAAAGCUAAAGUGCCAAGUCACGCGUCUGGCGUUGAGACACAGAGACUCUGCAUGUUUCUCAGAGUUAGAACUGAUCUGUUUCUUUUUUAUGUUUAUAUUUAAACUGAGAUUUUGCUAAAUUUCUUAAUAUUCUUACAUUGUAAAGCAUUUUGGAUGGAGAUCGUGGAGAAUGUUUAGCUCUCUGUAUUAGAUACUGAACGUCUGCACCUUCAGAUAAAACUUGUUUUUCUUGCACAUGAGGAAAUGCAUGACUGUGUUUUGCAUGUUAAUAUAAAGGAAUAAACCAAAAUCUGUCCUUGUUUGGGUCUGGGGAUCGUAAGUGAAGUGAGGACGUGUCCCAGUGCUAGUGCUAGUGCUAAUGCUGGAGAUAAAAGAUCUUACUGGAGCGAUCUUCCUCUAAUGAUAGCUUUAAGAUGUUUAGCGAACAAACUGAUAAAAUGAUAAUAAAGUAACGAAGCAGAUUUCAGAACACAGAACACGUCUGCUAUCAGAAACUGAUCAUCAAAACCUGACCACCAAUCAGGAUCCAGAACUGAGCAGCACCAUGGUGUAAAACAUGUAUAAUCACAAAACCAUAUCUAACCUGAACAACUAAUCAAAUAUUUAUCUUACAUUUUUACUGGUGUUUUUAGGGACAUCACCGAGGCUCCUCCCACCACACUGUUUCCUGUAUCCUCCAUCUAUCGUUUUUAAAACAGAAUUGAAACUGAUGUAAUUGAUCAAAAGAAUUUGGAUUAUUGUGUAACUAUAUAACGUCUAUCAUUUUUUUGUGACCUCCACUUCGAGAAGCGACGAUACCUCGUAAAUUAGUAAAGAAUUAUAAUUAACAUGGUGAAGAUGUUCCUGUAGUGUAUUCAUCAGGUAGAUAAUCAGUUAAUUCUUAGAAUAAUUCUCUUAAUUUGCAUGUUCGCUUAGUAAAGUAUAUAGAAAGAAAAUAACGUUGUAUAAACAAGCAAACAAACAUCAGGAUGUGGGGUUUAGAGU
Tachysurus vachellii is the source of this 2996-nucleotide messenger RNA. It is a transcript of the gene cpne4a, whose product is annotated as copine IVa. The record is from RefSeq and is a predicted model, not a curated record. Gene Ontology annotation, cellular component: plasma membrane. The coding region runs from base 224 to 1885 and encodes 553 amino acids. The transcript has 16 exons. Gene Ontology annotation, biological process: cellular response to calcium ion. Lineage: Eukaryota; Metazoa; Chordata; Actinopteri; Siluriformes; Bagridae. Gene Ontology annotation, molecular function: calcium-dependent phospholipid binding.